AUGGCAAAUACCCUUGCGAUUGUGAUCUUAUUUGCGUCGCUCGGCGCCGUGGCUUCUCAAGCUCCCGCCGCCGCACCAACAGAGAGCUUUCAAGGUUCUUCUCCAAGCGACAUUAGUUCACCGCCGGCCGCCGCCCCGAGCGACACUUUCGGUAGCUCGGCUCCGGGACCGAGCCCAGAGGGUUCUGCUCCGAGCACGAGUACGCCUCCUAGCGCAAUAAGCCCAACCUCUCCUCAGACGGCAGGGCCAAAGCUCAGAGUCGGCUUCUACAGGCGCUCCUGCCCCCGGGCAGAAAAGAUCGUCAGGGCGGCCGUGUGGAAGGCCUUGUCCAAGAGCCCCGUCAUCGGCGCAGGAUUAAUUCGGCUGCACUUCCACGACUGCUUCGUCCAGGGUUGCGAUGCUUCUGUCCUUCUCGACCCGACGGCGUCCAACCCACAGCCGGAAAAGCUCAGCCCUCCCAACUUCCCAAGCCUGCGCGGUUUCGAAGUGAUCGACGCGGCCAAGGAGGCUCUCGAGAAGGUCUGCCCUGGCAAGGUCUCUUGCGCGGACAUCAUCGCCUUCGCCUCCAGAGACGCAUCCUCAAUCCUCAGCCGCGGGAGGAUCAGCUUCAGGAUGCCGGCGGGGCGCCUGGACGGGCGCGUGUCACUCUCCAGCGAGGCACUCCAGUUCCUUCCCCCGCCAUUCUUCAACCUCUCGCAGCUCAUCGGAAGCUUCAAGGCUAAGAACCUCGAUGUAGACGAUCUCGUGGUUCUCUCCGGUGCUCACACUAUCGGGGUGUCGCACUGCUCGUCCUUCACCGACCGCCUCCCCCCGAAUCCCUCUAACAUGAACCUGGCCUUCACCACCAUGUUGCAGAGAAAGUGCCCCGCGAGCCCCAACAUCACCAACGACCCCACCGUGGUUCAAGACAUUGUGACGCCCAACCGGCUGGACACACGGUACUACACCAAUCUGCUUAAGCACAACGUGCUCUUCAACUCCGACGCGGCGUUGCUGACAUCACGCCGGACGACGAGGAAGGUGCUGCAGAAUGCGUUCAUCGCCCGGAGGUGGGAGAGGAAGUUCGCCACAGCGAUGGUAAAGAUGGCUGCCAUCGAGAUCAAGACAGCAGCCAACGGGGAGAUCAGGAACAUGUGCAGGGUCGUCAACAAUUAG
Molecule: messenger RNA, 1155 nt
Organism: Lolium rigidum
Lineage: Eukaryota; Viridiplantae; Streptophyta; Magnoliopsida; Poales; Poaceae
Product: peroxidase 2-like
Exons: 2
Coding region: 1-1155 (384 amino acids)
Biological process (GO): response to oxidative stress; hydrogen peroxide catabolic process
Cellular component (GO): plant-type cell wall; plasmodesma
Molecular function (GO): heme binding; peroxidase activity
Source: RefSeq, a predicted model, not a curated record